UUUCUCUUUCCUUCGCUAGAAUCGAAGGAUGCCUCACCGCAACGGCCCGUAAGCCUGGAAGAGGCAUUCUCGAUGACAAAGUUCGGGGUGUACAAUAUGUAUCUGAUCGCCAUUUCGGGCACCAUCCUGGCGGCGGUAGUGUUGGAGACGCUCGGCAUCAGCUACGUGCUGCCGGUGGCCGAAUGCGAUCUGCUGCUGACGACGAAGGAGAAGGGCGUCCUGAGCGCCAUCUCGUUUGCGGGGAUUAUCUGCAGCUCGCACCUGUGGGGGUUUUUGGCGGACACGCGUGGCCGGCGGGCGAUCAUCGUGCCGACGCUCCUGCUCGCCUUUGCCUCGUCGGCCCUUUCCAGCCUUACCACCAACUUCUGGGUGAUCACGGUGAUGCGAUUCUUGACGGGAUUUUUCAUUUCUGGCCCAUCCGCCACCAUUUACGCGUACCUGGGCGAGUUUCACGGCAAACGGCACUGCUCCCGUGCGAUAAUGGGUGCCUCGUUUGUGUAUGGCGUCGGGUCGCUACUGCUGCCACUGAUCGCCUGGUCCAUCAUCAACCAGGAGUGGGAGUUUACCAUCCCGGUGCUGAACGUCAUCUACCGACCGUGGCGCCUGUUUCUGGUGGUGUGCGCACUGCCGAGCUUCGCCAGCGCGCUGGCACUGCUCCGGAUGCCGGAAAGCCCCAAGUACCUGCUGUCACGCGGCCGAGAGCCGGAAACGGUUGCGGUACUGCACGGUCUAUACCGGUGGAACGCAAGCAGGCGUGACCCACCGCUGGUGCUGACCGGCGUACUGCCGGAAACGGAGGCGGACCAGACGAAGGCUCGGCGGGCGGAGGCCGCCAACAGCAAGAGUGUUGGCACGCUGCUGCGGCAGAUGUGGCAUCAGACGGCACCGCUGUUUAUGGGCACGUACCGGAAGCGCACCGCCAUCAUCUGUGUGCUGCAGUUUGGGAUUUUUCUCACCUCCAGCGGGAUGUACAUGUUUUUCCCGGACAUACUGAACCGGAUCGCGGAGCAGCAGGGUAAGGGUGUGGAGCGGACCACCGUCUGCAAUGCGGUCUAUGCGACGCGUGUCGAUAUACGGGAGCUGGUGACGCGGGCCAACGGUACGGUGCGGCCGGACGUCUGCCACCAGAAGCUGGACAUCUCCGCCUACGAGCAUUCGUUCGUGCUGGAAGCGAUCUAUGCGAUCGGGUUCGCCGUCAUCGGUCUCAUCAUCAACGCGGUCGGGCGGCUACCGAUCCUGGUGUUUGUCUUUGCCCUCUGCGGCACCUGUGGCAUACUGAUCGCGUAUAUCGAUCUGCCGCUGCUGGCUAUCUGGUUCUACGUGAUACUGCUGACGUGCGGCUUUUCCAUCAGUGUCGUCAAUGCCUGCGCGGUUGACCUGUUCCCGACGAAUAUACGUGCCAUGGCCGUUUGCAUCUCGCUAAUGUUUGGAAGACUCGGCAGCAUCGUGGGAUCCAAUCUGGUCGGCUUCCUGCUCGAUACGCACUGUGAGCUAACGUUCUGGAUAUCCGGCCUGCUGCUGGUGGGGUGCGGUGUACUUUCCUUUUUCAUUCCCCACAUUUACAAGCGGCAGGCAUCGGAAAGGAUCAGUGUCUCAUCGCGAUGA
This is a messenger RNA of Anopheles marshallii, 1605 nucleotides long. Its product is annotated as synaptic vesicle glycoprotein 2B-like. NCBI's taxonomy places the organism in Eukaryota, Metazoa, Arthropoda, Insecta, Diptera, Culicidae. Gene Ontology annotation, biological process: transmembrane transport. The transcript has 4 exons. Gene Ontology annotation, cellular component: membrane. The record is from RefSeq and is a predicted model, not a curated record. The annotation marks the transcript as partial. Gene Ontology annotation, molecular function: transmembrane transporter activity.